GAAAGCUUUCAGAGCUGCUGGUCCGCCCCGCCUCUCGCUGGGGCUCGGAGGGUUCGGCGCUGGAGCCGAGGCUGGGGCUGGCGCGCCGCGGCCGCGUGUCCUGCGCUGGCAGGCAGGUCUGGCCAAAUCGCGUCGCUGUGCAGUGCGCCGGGUUCCCGGGAGAUGGCCUCUCGGCUGUCGCCCGCUGCUCCGACUAUUGUCUCACGCGGGGUUGUUUGACUGCGGGCUGCGCACGCUCUCAGCAGAGAGGACUUUCUUUCCCCGGAGCUGGUCCCGGCGCCCCUUCCUGCCUCCCAGCUGCUCCAGAGCUCAGAGCCCAGAGAGGGCGCGGCGCAGAGGGGCGGUACGCAGCCGGCUGGCGAAGGGCCGAAGAAGCAGGGAGCUGUGGGGCCAGUCGCCCCCGUCGCGGCCGGGUCUCGCAAGAGAGCCUGUGGGGAGCACAGGUGCCCAGACACCAUGCCACAACCCUGCAGACCUGACAUUGGCAGAAAGUAGAAGACUUCCUUGUGUCCUCCACCCCCAUCCUCACCAUGUCUUCGACUCAGGGCAGUGGGGAACACUGGAAGUCCCUGGAGUCAGUGGGCAUCAGCCGCAAGGAGCUGGCCAUGGCCGAAGCCUUGCAGAUGGAGUAUGAUGCUCUCUCCCGGCUUCGGCACGACAAGGAGGAAAGCAGAACCAAGCAGAACACAGACCCCUCUCUCAUCAGCUGGGAUGAGCCCGUCCUGGAUUCAUACAGCAAGCCGGCAGGAAGGCAGAAGGACCUCAAGCUCCUACGCGGUCUUUCUGGUUCUGAUCCUACCCUCAAUUACAACUCGCUCUCCCCACAGGAAGGGCUGCUCAACCACUCUACCUCCCAAUGCUCCCAGCCUGGCCCAGAUCCCUGGCCCAAAGGCUCCCUGGCUAGAGACUAUCUCUACAUUUUUGAUGGUUCAGAUGGGGGGCUCUCUUUGUCCCCAGGACCGGGGGACAUAGAUGACUCUUCUAAGAAACUGUCCCCACCUCCUCUGCCUCCUCGAGUCUCUAUCUGGGAUACCCCUCCUCUGCCUCCUAGAAAGGGAUCCUCUUCAUCCUCUAAGAUCUCCCAGCCCAAUGACAUUAACACUUUUUCAUUGGUCGAACAGCCUUCAGGCAAAUUGCUAGGGCGUCAGAUCCUAGAAGAAGAGGAGCUGGGAGGUGGGGGUAUGGGACGCGUACUGGGGUCUGUGGACUAUGAUGGUAUCAAUGAUGCAAUUACACGGCUCAACUUGAAGUCAACCUAUGAUGCAGAGAUAUUGCGGGAUGCCACCAGAGGCUGGAAGGAGGGCCGGGGGCCCCUGGGUCUUGGGAAGGAUGCUCCUGGAAAGCCUGUGGCCAGGAGCAAGACCAUGCCUCCCCAGGUACCGCCCCGCACCUACACCUCCCGCUACGCCAACCGAAAAAAUGGGACACCUGGCAAGAACCACCGGAUUUCUGCUGCUUCGGUGGGCUCCCGGCCCCACACUGUCACCAAUGGCCACGAGUUGUUUGAGGUCUCAGAGGAGAGAGAUGAGGAAGUUGCUGCAUUUUGCCACAUGCUGGAUAUCCUUCGAUCUGGCUCUGAUAUCCAAGACUACUUCCUCACUGGAUAUGUCUGGAGUGCUGUCACCCCAAGCCCAGAACACCUUGGGGAUGAGGUCAACCUGAAGGUGACGGUGUUGUGUGACAGUCUGCGGGAGCCACUCACUUUUACCUGCAACUGUUCCUCCACUGUGGACUUGCUCAUCUACCAGACCCUGUGCUACACCCACGAUGAACUGAGGGAUGUGGAUGUGGGUGAUUUUGUGCUCAAGCCCUGUGGGCUGGAGGAGUUCCUGCAGAACAAGCACGCCUUGGGCAGCCAUGAGUACAUUCAGUACUGCUGCAAGUUUGACAUUGACAUUCGACUGCAGCUAAUGGAGCAGAAAGCCGUACGCAGCAACCUGGCCCGGACGGUCAAUGACGACCAGAGCCCCUCCACUUUGAACUACCUCGUCCAUCUGCAAGAGAGGCCAGUCAAACAGACUAUCAGCAGGCAGGCCCUGAGUCUUCUGUUCGACACUUACCACAAUGAGGUGGAUGCCUUCCUGCUGGCUGAUGGCGACUUCCCACUGAAGGCUGACAGGGUGGUCCAGUCCGUGAAGGCCAUCUGCAACGCCCUGGCUGCCGUGGAGACCCCUGAGAUCACCAAUGCUCUCAAUCAGCUGCCCCCCUGCCCUUCCCGCGUGCAGCCUAAAAUUCAGAAGGACCCUGCCGUCUUGGCUGUGAGGGAAAACCGAGAGAAGGUUGUGGAAGCCUUGACAGCUGCCAUCUUGGAACUGGUGGAGCUGUACUGCAGCACGUUCAAUGCAGACUUCCAGACAGCAGUGCAUGGGAGCCACAAGCAUGACCUGGUCCAGGACGCUUGCCAUUUUGCUGGGCCCCUGGCCUUCACUGUCUAUGCCACCCACCGCAUCCCCAUCACCUGGGCUGCCAGCUAUGAAGACUUCUACCUCUCCUGCUCCCUCAGUCACGGUGGCAAGGAGCUGUGCAGCCCCCUGCAGACGCGAAGGGCUCACUUUUCCAAGUACCUUUUCCACCUCAUCAUCUGGGACCAGCGGAUCUGCUUCCCAGUGCAGGUGAACCGGCUGCCUCGGGAGACGCUGCUGUGUGCCACUCUCUAUGCUCUGCCCAUCCCCCCACCCGGGAGCUCCUCAGAGGCCAAUAAGCAGCGCCGGGUGCCUGAAGCCCUGGGCUGGGUCACUACCCCUCUCUUCAACUUCAGGCAAGUCCUAACCUGUGGCCGGAAGCUUCUGGGCUUAUGGCCAGCAACACAGGAAAAUUCCAGUGCCCGUUGGAGUGUACCUAAUUUCCACCAGCCGGACAGUGUCAUCCUGCAGAUUGACUUCCCCACCUCUGCCUUCGACAUCAAGUUCACCAGUCCCUCUGGAGACAAGUUCAGCCCCUGCUAUGAGUUUGGCAGCCUCCGAGAGGAAGACCAACACGUGCUUAAAAGCAUCAUGCAGAAGGAGUCCCUGUACUGGCUCACUGAUGCUGACAAGAAGCGCUUGUGGGAGAAGCGAUAUUAUUGCCACUCAGAGGUGAGCUCACUCCCCUUGGUGCUCGCCAGUGCCCCCAGCUGGGAGUGGGCUUGCCUGCCCGACAUCUAUGCUCUCCUGAAGCAGUGGACCCACAUGAACCACCAGGAUGCCCUGGGACUUCUGCAUGCCACCUUCCCGGACCAGGAGGUGCGGCAUAUGGCUGUGCAGUGGAUCGGCUCGCUGUCAGAUGCUGAGUUGCUUGACUACCUACCCCAGCUCGUGCAGGCCCUAAAGUACGAGUGCUACCUGGACAGCCCCUUGGUGCGCUUCCUCCUAAAACGAGCGGUCUCUGACUUGAGAGUGACUCACUACUUCUUCUGGUUGCUGAAGGAUGGCCUCAAGGACUCCCAGUUUAGCAUUCGCUACCAGUAUCUGCUGGCAGCCUUGUUGUGUUGUUGUGGCAAGGGGCUGAGAGAGGAGUUUAACCGGCAGUGCUGGCUUGUCAACACCCUAGCCAAGCUGGCACAGCAGGUCCGGGAGGCCGCUCCGUCUGCACGGCAGGGGAUCCUCCGCACAGGCCUGGAGGAGGUGAAACAGUUCUUUGCCCUCAAUGGCUCCUGCCGCCUGCCGCUCAGCCCCAGUCUGCUGGUUAAGGGCAUUGUGCCCAGGGACUGUUCCUACUUCAAUUCCAAUGCAGUCCCCCUCAAGCUCUCCUUCCAGAAUGUGGAUCCGCUGGGUGAGAACGUCCGAGUCAUCUUCAAGUGUGGGGACGACCUUCGCCAGGACAUGCUCACCCUGCAGAUGAUUCGCAUCAUGAGUAAGAUCUGGGUCCAGGAGGGGCUGGACAUGCGCAUGGUGAUUUUCCGCUGCUUCUCCACUGGCAGGGGGAGAGGGAUGGUGGAGAUGAUCCCAAAUGCUGAGACCCUGCGCAAGAUCCAGGUGGAACAUGGGGUGACAGGCUCCUUCAAGGACCGUCCCCUGGCCGACUGGCUGCAGAAACACAACCCUGGGGAGGAUGAGUACGAGAAGGCCGUGGAGAACUUCAUCUAUUCCUGUGCUGGCUGCUGUGUGGCCACUUACGUCUUAGGCAUCUGUGACCGACACAAUGACAACAUCAUGCUGAAGACGACUGGCCACAUGUUCCACAUAGAUUUUGGCCGCUUCCUGGGCCACGCCCAGAUGUUUGGCAAUAUCAGGCGGGACCGUGCCCCCUUUGUCUUCACCUCGGACAUGGCGUAUGUCAUCAACGGGGGUGACAAGCCUUCUAGCCGCUUCCAUGAUUUUGUUGACCUUUGCUGCCAAGCCUACAACCUCAUUCGCAAGCACACCCACCUCUUCCUCAACCUUCUGGGCCUGAUGUUGUCCUGUGGGAUCCCUGAGCUUUCAGACCUGGAGGACCUCAAGUAUGUGUAUGACGCGCUGAGGCCUCAGGACACAGAGGCCAAUGCCACCACCUACUUUACGAGGUUGAUUGAGUCCAGCCUGGGCAGUGUAGCCACAAAGCUCAAUUUUUUCAUCCAUAACCUGGCUCAGAUGAAGUUCACGGGCUCAGAUGACCGGUUGACCCUUUCCUUUGCCCCCCGCACAUACACUCUCCAGCGCUCUGGCCGCCUUAGUGAUGUCUUUGUCUGCCGCCAGGAGAAGGUCUUCCAUCCCAACAAGGCCUACAUUUAUGUGGUAAAGGUGAUGCGAGAGAAUGCUCACGAGGCCACUUAUAUCCAGCGGACGUUUGAGGAAUUCCAGGAGUUACACAAUAAGCUGCGACUGCUCUUCCCUUCUUCCCUCUUGCCCAGCUUCCCCAGUCGCUUCAUGAUUGGCCGCCCUAGGGGAGAUGCAGGGGCUGAGCGGCGGAGAGAGGAGUUAAAUGGCUACAUCUGGCGCUUGAUCCAUGCCAUCCCAGAGGUGGCCGAGUGUGAUUUGGUGUAUACCUUCUUCCACCCUCUGCCACGGGAUGAGAAAGCUGCAGGCACCAGCCUGGCCUCCAAGUCUUCAGACGGCACAUGGGCGCGGCCUGUUGGGAAGGUGGGAGGGGAGGUGAAGCUGUCCAUCUCCUACAAAAACAAUAAACUCUUCAUCAUGGUGAUGCAUAUUCGGGGCUUGCAACUGCUCCAGGAUGGGAAUGACCCCGACCCCUAUGUGAAAAUUUACCUCCUUCCUGACCCUCAGAAAACCACUAAAAAGAAAACCAAAGUGGCCCGGAAAACCUGCAACCCAACCUACAAUGAGAUGCUGGUGUAUGAUGGGAUCCCCAAGGGUGACCUGCAGCAGCGGGAGCUACAACUUAGUGUGCUGAGCGAGCAAGGAUUCUGGGAGAACGUCCUCCUCGGGGAGGUGCACAUCCGCCUGCGCGAGCUCGACCUGGCCCAGGAGAAGACCGGCUGGUUCGCACUGGGAUCUCGAAGUCAUGAGACCUCAUGAGCCCAGCGGAGCCCUGGCCUAGGACCCCAGGCUGGUGGUGGAGCCGGGGGAGAGGACUCUCCCUGCUUGACGUGUCCUUUCCUUGGGAAAGGGCAGGGCCUUUGGCAGGCCUCCCUGCUGAUCAGGUGGAUUGGGCCUCCAUGAUAGGAGGCAGGGAGAGUAAGAGGCUCUCUGCCGUCUCCCGCUCUGCAGACUGGGUUUAGGUUGAUUGUGAUGAGCAGAGCCGUGGAGGCUGUGAGGUUGCAGCAAAGUUUUAAGUUUACCUUGUGUCAAGGGAGCAACGCCUGGUUUGGGUGUGUGGGGUGGGCUGUAGAAAGUAGCAUUUUGGGGCAAGGUGGGUGGAUGUCUUUAUUUUUAUUUUUAAAAAAUGAAAUAGUAAUGUUGUCCUAACUGGACAGGAAGCCUUAUGAGAAGGGACUUACAUAUGCCUCAGAAGGCAAAAGAGGAAGACUAUUUGGACUUUUUGUAUGAUUAAGGUUCUUAUUGGACUUUUCCCUAGGUUUGUGUUUGUUUUUUGUUUUUGUGUUUCUCUCUAUAGGAAUUUAUUUGGGGAGGGGCCCAGUGGGUCCUCAGUUAGAGCCCCCCCUCCUCCCCAAGGGCAGGUCAGGGAGGGAUGGGAAGGGCUUUGUGUGCUGAAUUGAGGCCUGUGCUCCUGGGCCUUGCUGAUUUUGCCUCCAAAGGAGAGCGACGUGAUACCUAUGUGAUGUAAGGAAGGGCCUUCCGUAUGGGGUUCUGCCAAAGGACCUGUAUUCAGGGACCCAUGCUCUUUCCGGGGAAGUUUUUCCUUUCAUCUUCCCCUACUUUGCUAGGACGCGCCCUGAAUACUGUCUUCUACCCCUCCAUUCUCUUGCCCUUCUGGGGGCCAUUUGUCCCUGUGAAUACACCGGGGGUGCACCCCCCAUAGGUCUCUCCCUUACUGUUUUGUCUGGUGGGAUAAAAUGCUGCCUUGGCCCUUCUUAGAUUUCAUUUCACCCAAGGGCAUCUGGGCUCUGGGAAGAGCCUCCAGGCUGCAGAUGCCAACAUGGCCACCUGCUGCAUAGUCCUGGGAAGCUUUUCACAAUAUCCACUACUCGUUUUGUGCUGCUUCUCUCCCAAACUCCAUUUCUGUCACAUUUUUUAUAAGAAUUUCCCUCAUCCUAUGGGGCCAUAAACCUAUUUAGCCCGAAACCAAAAGGAUGCCCUAACUGAAGGAAAGGGGUGUGGGGUCCUGUCAAAACUCAUUUUUUCCAGGGGUUUUCUUUGGUCUCGAGGAGGCUGGAUUGGAGCAGUGAUUGAUUCCCCUGGAGCUGAGCUGGGAGGAAGAGAUCGGGUCUCUUAUCUCUUAAUACUCUUCAUUCUCUACCACAUGGAUUUGAAAUUCACUCCUGUGCUUUACUCCAAAAGGUUGUCUGCCUUGAGAAAAGGGAGAGACUUGGAGUUUGAUAUUAACAUUUUAAACCAGAAUUGGCUGGAUGUGCCCUGUGAUUGCGUAACAGAGUUAGUGGGCGAUACUCUGAAUUGUCCCUCCUCAGCUUCCUCUCCAGCUCCAAGGAUCAGAAAUUCCUCCUUUUGCUGACUCAUUCCAUAACUGGAGAAAGAAGCUCCAUUCAUUGAAGCCACAGGGCAGCAAGGAAGUUAAAACUUUUCUUUUAAAUUAAAAAUGCCAAGGAUAAAGCUGGCUGCUGUAAGGAGGUAUGAGGGGAGUGGGGCACAGCAGUAGACUUCUCCAGAUGAAUGGACCAUAGAUGCGUUACUGGCUUUUUGCCUGUAGCUCAUUUUAUUUUGACCCUCUAUACUCCUGGUUUAAAGAGGUCUGUGUACUGUACCCACUUCCCAGAUGUCCUUGUAUCUCCUACUUUCUCUGGAAUUGUAUUUUCUAAUAAAUGACAUUUGAGAAAAACAAA
Rhinolophus ferrumequinum (greater horseshoe bat) is the source of this 7315-nucleotide messenger RNA. RefSeq names its product phosphatidylinositol-4-phosphate 3-kinase catalytic subunit type 2 beta (gene PIK3C2B). Gene Ontology annotation, molecular function: 1-phosphatidylinositol-4-phosphate 3-kinase activity; phosphatidylinositol binding; 1-phosphatidylinositol-3-kinase activity. Gene Ontology annotation, cellular component: cytoplasm; plasma membrane; phosphatidylinositol 3-kinase complex. The record is from RefSeq and is a predicted model, not a curated record. Gene Ontology annotation, biological process: phosphatidylinositol-3-phosphate biosynthetic process; phosphatidylinositol 3-kinase/protein kinase B signal transduction; phosphatidylinositol-mediated signaling. NCBI's taxonomy places the organism in Eukaryota, Metazoa, Chordata, Mammalia, Chiroptera, Rhinolophidae. The coding region runs from base 531 to 5432 and encodes 1633 amino acids. The transcript is spliced from 33 exons.